UCGCAAGUUACCAGAAGAGGAGUGAGUCGCUCGCAACUGUUUAGGAAGGCUAGCAGUUUUGGCUCUGCUUGAUCAUGACGAAGAAGGGAGGCAAGGGUUCGUUUGCUUUUCUUCCUGCAAGGAGUUAUCGUUGAGAAGAAAUAGACUUCGUCAGAGGAUAUGGAAGGCGCCGGGGAGCCGCGCUCGGAGCUGGAGCAGCUGCAGUAUGACUGCAACAGAGUCACGGACGAGUCGCUCGAGUCUACGCGACGCAUGAUGGCGCUGUGUGAAGAGUCGAAAGAAGCCGGCAUCCGAACACUAGUGGCACUGGACGAUCAAGGAGAACAAAUCGAGCGCAUCGAGGAAGGUAUGGACCAAAUCAAUGCGGACAUGAAGGAAGCAGAGAAGAACCUGUCGGGCAUGGAGAAGUGCUGCGGCCUCUGCGUCCUGCCGUGUCAAAAAUCGUCGCAGUUCAAGGAAGAGAACGACCCCUGGAAAGACAAAGGCGAUGGUGUAGUCAACAGUCAGCCUCAACGCGUCAACGCUGGCAACGGUAGCAUGGUUCCCGGACUGCAGGUCGGCAGGAUCACGAAGGACGCGCGUGAGGAUGAGAUGGAGGAGAACCUGGGACACGUGAACACGAUGAUUGACAACCUGCGCAACAUGGCUACCGACAUGAGCUCGGAGAUCGACAACCAGAACAGACAACUUGACAGAGCCGUUGCCAAGGCGACAUCGAACGAAACAAGGAUCAAGCUGGCCAACGAGAGGACAGGAUCGCUGCUGAAGAAAGCUUAAGUUUCUCUUGCGGAAUUAAAAAUUCUUUCUGGGGUUCCUGAGAAUUGCGUGAGGACUUACCUUUACCGUAGAUUACUUGUGCUUUCAAGAGCGAAGUCUGGAGCAGAGAAGCAGCAUCAUGGAUCACUGUUUGCGAUGACGCAGCCUUACGUAAAUUACUAUAUAACGUUUUAUUAGCUGCAUCCUUGUUGCGUUCUUGCCAGUCUCGUCAGUGUUAUGUACACUAGGCUUUGUGAUGAAUGCGUUGUGGCUACGAAAAUUAUUACACAGUAACUGCUUCAAUAUAAUAAAGAGUGCUCUGAACAUAGAAAGAAAUAUAUUAUUGUAACUCUACAUAUAAUAGACAACAGACACGAAUUUUUCACGGUGAGGCACAUUGAGUUGCUUUGCAGGCUAUGGUGCAGCAACUAAAGGAAUAGUUUAGUUAUCUUGCCAGUAACAAAUGCAGAAUCUCGAAAGGAUAAUUGAUGGACGUCUAGUUCAUUGCAUUGGCCGGAGUAUGUAUCAUAAAUAUGUGCUCAAGUUGACAUAAAUUAGUUAGUGUUAAUUUGAUUACUCAUUACUAUGCGCUUGUGACAUUGAAAACCAUAUAUUUUCCUCUCAAAUUGUAUUUACGAAAUCAAUAGCGCAUAUAAUUUCAAUUAUACAAAGUUUCUUUACUUGGAACUGGCAAUCAGCAUAGCAAAAAAAAAAUCCGCUAAAAAUUUUGUUUUCAUUGCGCAAAUUACUUCAAUGCAAGUUAGAAUAUGUUGUGCGCAAACUCAAAUUGUAGACAUCCGUGCUUUUCCGGGGUUUACUCUCUCUCGUGACGCCGAUUGUAUUUUGACGGAAUUAAAACCAGUGAAGCGUGAUGCUGCAAGGAGUUGAUGCACGAAAAAAUAAAAACUGUAUUGUUCAGAAAUCAGCUUUAAACAACUUACUUAACAGAAACAUACAUCGCUUGAAACGGAUGUAAAAUCUACCAAACAGACAACAGAAAUUCAUUAAUCAGAAUUGCUUGUAAUCGUGCACUAUAACAUUUCUGAUUUCGCUAUUGAAGGUCCAUUCCUAAAACUCAUCUUUGUGAUACCGAUAUGUUCCCUUACAUUGAUCCUAAUUAAUCAUAAUACAAAAAAUUAGCUCCCGCAUAUUGAUUUAGCAUUAAGUUGCUUAGCCAACUAAGACACUUAAUAUGUCUAUAAAAAUUCGUUACGUAAACGUAUGUGUUUCGUGAGCUAUGUGCGAUUAAAAAUGUGCCGGCGAUGAAAAGUGGAGGCGCACGUUUGCUCUUACUUUUUACACUUUCCAGACACAAUCUAAAACACGAAAACAAAUAUGCAGAUGAAAGUAAAGUUGUUAUCGAAAUCCGAAUUGAAAGAAAUUGUUUAAAUUGUUGAUUUUUAUGUGCACGGUAAGUUAUUU
This is a messenger RNA of Hyalella azteca, 2178 nucleotides long. RefSeq names its product synaptosomal-associated protein 25. Gene Ontology annotation, cellular component: plasma membrane; SNARE complex. NCBI's taxonomy places the organism in Eukaryota, Metazoa, Arthropoda, Malacostraca, Amphipoda, Hyalellidae. The transcript is spliced from 10 exons. Bases 160 to 777 code for a protein of 205 amino acids. Gene Ontology annotation, biological process: exocytosis; synaptic vesicle fusion to presynaptic active zone membrane; synaptic vesicle priming. Gene Ontology annotation, molecular function: syntaxin binding; SNAP receptor activity. The record is from RefSeq and is a predicted model, not a curated record.